UUUUUCACUAAGACAAACACAUGUGUCUGCCUUUCUGCUUCUUAAUACAACGGUGAAACUGGAGAAUAUACGUUUUUCCAGUGGGCCAUAAAACCACUGUAUAAAACGCGAAAGAGUCAGAAAGAGUCGUUGCAAAUGGGGAAACUGGGCCGAGUUUGUGAUACUGGUUACGCAAGUUCAUAUCCUAUCAUAAAUUCUCAUUGCGUCAGAACCAACAUUGCCGAAGUCUACUGUGGUUAUUUUUACAGCGUGAAAUCAUGUCUUUUGCAAUGGGUUUAUCGAGAUUUUCAGCAAAGAACGCUCUCAAUACUUUGCGGUGUGCAAAUAUCACACGUUCGUUUUCGAGGAUUAAUAGAAGUACAUUGAGUCAAACAAUCUCCACUCAUAAUGCACCAUUCAGAUCUUAUGCUUCUGAUGUACGUGGAGCAGUUUGUGGCAUUGAUCUUGGUACAACAAACUCAUGUGUUGCUGUUAUGGAAGGCAAAACACCUAAGGUGAUUGAAAAUGCUGAGGGAGCAGGGACGACUCCAUCAGUUGUAGCAUUUGCAUCAGAUGGAGAAAGACUUGUUGGAGCACCAAAACGACAGGCAGUGACCAAUCCUCAAAAUACCCUUUAUGCAACAAAAAGAUACAUAGGAAGACGCUUUAAUGAUUCUGAAGUUCAAAAAGAUCUUAAAAACCUUUCAUUUAAAAUUGUAAAGGCAUCAAAUGGCGAUGCUUGGUUUGAUGUUCAAGGGAAAAUGUACUCACCUAGUCAAAUUGGUGCAUUUGUUUUGAUGAAAAUGAAAGAAACUGCUGAAAGUUUCUUGAACACAACUGUACAAAAUGCAGUUGUCACUGUACCUGCCUAUUUUAACGAUUUUCAAAGACAGGCAACAAAAGAUGCCGGCCAGAUUGCAGGUUUGAAUGUCCUUCGUGUCAUCAAUGAGCCUACAGCUGCAGCGCUUGCUUAUGGAAUGGAUAGAGCAGAAGAUAAAAUCUUAGCUGUUUAUGAUCUUGGUGGUGGUACAUUUGAUGUGUCCAUCUUGGAAAUCCAAAAGGGUGUAUUUGAAGUGAAAGCAACAAAUGGUGAUACUUAUUUGGGUGGUGAAGAUUUUGAUAAUGCUCUUCUUCAGUAUCUUGUAAAAGAAUUCAAAAGAGAGUCAGGAAUUGAUCUUACGAAGGACAACAUGGCAAUUCAAAGAUUAAGAGAAGCUGCUGAAAAAGCAAAGAUUGAGUUAUCGUCGUCGAUACAAACGGAUAUCAAUCUACCUUACAUUACUAUUGGAGCGUCAGGACCCCAGCACAUGAACAUGAAAUUAACAAGAGCAAAAUUUGAGUCACUUGUUGCUGAUUUGAUUCAAAGAACUGUUGAACCUUGUAAAAAAUGUAUGAAGGAUGCUGAUUGUACAAUGUCAGAUAUUGGAGAAGUGUUGUUGGUUGGUGGUAUGACAAGGAUGCCUAAGGUGCAAGAACUUGUGAAGGAGAUAUUUGGUCGUUCGCCAAGUAAGGCUGUAAAUCCGGACGAAGCUGUUGCUUUAGGAGCGGCCAUUCAAGGUGGAGUUCUUGCUGGUGAUGUGAAAGACGUUCUUCUGUUGGAUGUUACACCUUUAUCCCUUGGCAUUGAGACGCUUGGUGGUGUCUUUACCAAGCUCAUAGAGAGAAACACGACUAUUCCUACGAAAAAGAGCCAGGUGUUCUCCACCGCAGCUGAUGGUCAGACGCAAGUGGAAAUUAAGGUUUGUCAAGGUGAACGUGAAAUGGCUUCAGAUAAUAAAACUUUGGGACAGUUUUCUUUGGUUGGCAUCCCACCUGCACCGCGUGGUAUACCACAAAUUGACGUCACGUUCGACAUUGAUGCUAAUGGCAUUGUCAACGUGUCCGCUCGUGAUAAGGGAACUGGAAAAGAACAACAGAUUGUCAUCCAAUCUUCUGGUGGUUUGAACAAAGAUGAGAUUGAAAAUAUGAUUAAACAAGCUGAAAUGUAUGCAGAAAGUGACAGAGAAAGAAAGGAAAAAACUGAAGCAGUCAACCAUGCUGAAAGCAUUUUACAUGACACAGAAUCGAAAAUUGAAGAGUUCAAAGAUCAGUUGCCACAAGACGAGGUUGCCAGUUUGAAGGAGGAAAUUACCAAAGUACGCGAGGUGUUGGCAAACACCGAGAAUUCUUCUGCGGAAGAAAUUAAAGAGCGAUGUAACGAAUUACAACAGAAGUCACUCAAAUUAUUUGAGAUGGCUUAUAAAAAGAUGGCUUCGGAAAAAGAAGAUAGCUCGCACAAAGAAGAUAGCUCGCAAACAAGUGAACAGCCUGAACAUGAAAAAAAACAAGGCGAAAACUAAAACGGCCUCCAUUUCAUUAGUAACAUGCACUCAAUAAACGAAGGAUGUGCUAUGAAACCAGCGAAACGAAUAAGAAGAUCCAGACGUCCGUGCUUAAAGCAAGAAUGUUGUUAUGUUUGCCAGAGUUUUGAGAGCAGAGUUAGUGAUAGCACAUGUCACUUGUGGUAAAACCUUUCUUUAUUUACAGCGGUCGUUUUUCAUUCUUAACAAUUUAUCGUGCGUUUCAAAACUUAGCUGCUUCGGUGUUGUUAAAGAAUGCUGACCUAGUUUUUUUCUGGUAAUGUAGCGUUUUUUCAUGAAAAAUAAUGUGGGUUGUUUUUCGUGUUCCUGGAAACGGGGGCACAUUGUUUACUGUUUAUAGUAAUGAAAAAGGAAUUGUAUGAUAAAUGGAUUCCAUAUAUAAACAUUAAACUUUUUCUGGCAUACAAUAA
This is a messenger RNA of Xenia sp. Carnegie-2017, 2749 nucleotides long. RefSeq names its product stress-70 protein, mitochondrial-like. The record is from RefSeq and is a predicted model, not a curated record. Gene Ontology annotation, molecular function: ATP-dependent protein folding chaperone; ATP hydrolysis activity; heat shock protein binding. Gene Ontology annotation, cellular component: mitochondrion; cytoplasm. NCBI's taxonomy places the organism in Eukaryota, Metazoa, Cnidaria, Anthozoa, Malacalcyonacea, Xeniidae. Gene Ontology annotation, biological process: cellular response to unfolded protein; protein refolding.